AUGAAGAGAAACCAUCCCAAGAGAACUGAAGUUGAGCCAUCUCCUCCACCAUCAUCAGCAUCUCCAACAUUAGCAUUUUCUCCACCAUUAGCAUCUCCUCCAACAUCAACAUCUCCUCCACCAUUAGCAUCUCCUCCACCAUCCCCAUCAUCUCCUCCACUAUCAUCAUUUCCUCCACCAUCCCCAUCUCCCCCACUAUCCUCAUCUCCUUCAUCAUCUCCUCCACCAUCACCAUCAUCUCCUCCACUAUCAUCAUCUCCUUCACCAUCCCCAUCUCCCCCACUAUCCUCAUCUCCUUCACCAUCUCCUCCACCAUCACCAUAAUCUCCUCCACUAUCAUCAUCUCCUUCACCAUCCCCAUCUCCCCCACUAUCCUCAUCUCCUUCAUCAUCUUCUCCACCAUCACCAUCAUCUCCUCCACUAUCAUCAUCUCCUUCACCAUCCCCAUCUCUCCCACUAUCCUCAUCUCCUUCACCAUCUCCUCCACCAUCACCAUCAUCUCCUCCACUAUCAUCAUCUCCUUCACCAUCCCCAUCUCUCCCACUAUCCUCAUCUCCUUCAUCAUCUUCUCCACCAUCACCAUCAUCUCCUCCACUAUCAUCAUCUCCUUCACCAUCCCCAUCUCCCCCACUAUCCUCAUCUCCUUCACCAUCUUCUCCACCAUCACCAUCAUCUCCUCCACUAUCAUCAUCUCCUCCACCAUCCCCAUCUCCCCCACUAUCCUCAUCUCCUUCACCAUCUCCUCCACUAUCACCAUCACUCCCACAAUCUCCAUCUCCUCCUCCAGCAUCCUUGGCUAUUUCUUCCUAUGUCCCUUUGCUUCCUUGCCCUUUCCUCUCUCUCUGGAUUUCUUUCUUUCUUUCUUUCUCCUUCUCCUCCACCCGGGUCUUUUUCUUCCUCCUCUUCCUGCUCCUUCUCCUCUCCCCCUGCUUUCCACGUUGUUGUUGUUGUUAGAAAGCCUUCUUGCACCCCCUGGUGCUCUUUGCGU
Messenger RNA from Anolis carolinensis (green anole), 988 nucleotides. RefSeq lists its product as uncharacterized. The transcript is spliced from 2 exons. NCBI's taxonomy places the organism in Eukaryota, Metazoa, Chordata, Lepidosauria, Squamata, Anolidae. The record is from RefSeq and is a predicted model, not a curated record.